AUGCCUGGAAGGAUCAGCGAGUGGUCGGACUAUGCCCUGGCCGAGGAGCAGAAGAAGCAUUGGAUGGAACAUGGGUUCAUCAAGAUUGAGAACUGUUUCUCGCCCGAACUCGCAGAGAAAUGGACAAGCUCCAUCUGGACGAGACUCGGUGCGUCUUCAGAUGACAAAUCUACCUGGCCAACAGAGAAGUUGAACAUGCCUGGUCAUACCGUUAUAUCAGUCCAGGAACAUGCGCCCAAAGCAUAUGCAGUAAUGUGUGAGUUAGUUGGGGGAGAAAAUCGUAUUGCCGACUGGUGCAAGUACUGGAAAGAUGGUUUCGUUGUCAAUCUAGGCAAGCCCGAGUUCAAGGAAACGGAUCGUUUAGAUGUGAGGACGUUGGAUAACUGGCAUUGCGAUGGAGAUUGGUUCACUCAUUUCCUCGACUCCCCGGAGCAAGCUCUUUUGGUGAUUCCUCUAUUCACAGAGAUCAAACCCAAAGGGGGAGGCACUGUUAUCUGCACGGAUGGAAUCAAGCUGGUGGCUGAAAGACUGUAUUCGCUACCGCAAGGCGCGACCCCAUAUCUCGCGCCCCGAGGCUCGCCUGAGAUCCCGAAAUCCAAUCCAGAGCGCCGCAAGCUCUGGAAUUCUUGGGUGCAGAAUCCUCGUCUCUGUCGCGAUGAGUCCUUCCACGAAGCUACAGGUCAAGUCGGCGACGUUUAUUUCUUGCAUCCUUUUAUGCUGCACUCAGCAUCACGGAACCUACUUCGAAGUGUCAGGAUUAUUACGAAUCCGCCUGUCGCCCUGAAAGAGCCCUUCAACUAUGACUGUCCAGAUGGCAACUACAGCCUAGUGGAGGCGAAAACAUUAAAGGACCUUGGUCGCCCGAAAGGCUUGCCUGAGUGGAAGAUUGCAGGACCAAGAGAAUUACUCCCCAGUGCUGGCGGCAGAAUAAAGAUGCAAGAGGAGAUGAAACGAAAUGAACUGGAACGGUUGAAGAAAGCUGGGAAGCCUAUCCACACCCUUGAGGGAGCCAGUGAAUAUGGCCUUCAGUAUUAUCCGUCUUAG
Messenger RNA from Cladophialophora psammophila CBS 110553, 1044 nucleotides. RefSeq lists its product as uncharacterized. Bases 1 to 1044 code for a protein of 347 amino acids. The transcript has 4 exons. The record is from RefSeq and is a predicted model, not a curated record. Lineage: Eukaryota; Fungi; Ascomycota; Eurotiomycetes; Chaetothyriales; Herpotrichiellaceae.